GGUUGGAGUGGCCGGUCCGAGCCGCUCGCCCCGGGCCGCUCAGCCUCCUCCCCUAAAGGGGACCGCCCGGCCGCGCCGCGCCAGGGCCGCCGAGCACAAGGAAGAAAGUUUGCCGCGCCCGGACGAGUCGGGCCGCCGGAGGAAGGGAAGGAGCCGGAGGACCGGGACCUCCGCUCUGAGUUUGUGCAGCCGUCGUGGCGUCCGGGGGGCGGCUGCCCGCCGCGCACUGCAGCCGCCGGGCUUCGGGCCACCCCGCGGAAUGGGGCGCGGGGUCCGGUCCUAGGCGGGAGCCGCAGGCUGGUCUGGAGGCCGGGGAGGAACUUCUUCCGCGCGCGGCCGCCUGGGCCCUGGCUGCCGGCAGAGACUCUCCGGAUCCGCGGGGGAAGGACUGACUGCUCUCCGCCGGGAUUCGCCUGGGUUCCGGCGGCGGCAGCAGCUGCGGCUGCGGCUGCAGCGUCUCCCUUUGUCCUCUGUGGACCUCCCUCCCGCCCCUUCUCCCUCCCGCUGUCAGGGAGUGGGUUCCGCUGCUCCAGGCGCCGGCGCCCUCGCAGCUCGUCGCCCCAGGGUCCUGGGGGACUCCUACCCCCGCCGCCGCGUCCCGGGGAGCCCCGCCGAGGGGGCCGGGAGCUGACGGAGGCGCAGGCCCCCCGCAGGAUGGUGGCGCGGCUGUCGCUGGCCCGCAGUCCGGGGAGCUGGCUGGUCCCGGGGCUGUGGCUGCUGGCCCUCGGCGGUCCCGGGGGGCUGCUGAGCGCCCAGGAGCAGCCCAGCUGCAGAGGCGCCUUUGAUCUCUACUUCGUCCUGGACAAGUCUUGGAGUGUGGCCAAUAACUGGCUUGAAAUUUACGAUUUUGUCAAGCAACUUACAGAACGAUUUGUGAGCCCUCGCAUGAGAGUAUCUUUCAUUGUGUUUUCUUCUCAAGCAACCACUAUUUUGCCAUUAACUGGAGACAGAGGCAAAAUCAAUCAAGGCUUGAAGGACUUAAAAGAUGUUGUUCCAGUAGGAGAGACAUUCAUCCAUGAAGGACUAAAGAAAGCAAAUGAACAAAUUGAGAAAGCAGGAGGCUUAAAAACCUCCAGUAUCAUAAUUGCUCUGACUGAUGGAAAGUUGGAAGGUCUGGUGCCAUCAUAUGCAGAGAAAGAGGCAAAAUUAGCCAGGUCAUUUGGGGCUAGAGUUUAUUGUGUUGGUGUCCUUGACUUUGAACAAGGUCAGCUCGAAAGAAUUGCUGAUUCCAAGGAACAAGUUUUUCCUGUCAAAGGUGGAUUUCAAGCUCUUAAAGGAAUAAUUAAUUCUAUACUAGCUCGGUCAUGCACUGAAAUCCUGGAAUUGCAUCCCUCAAGUGUAUGCGUAGGGGAGGAAUUUCAAAUCGUUUUGAAUGGAAGAGGACUCAACUUGGGCAGUCGCAAUGGCGAUGUUCUCUGUACCUACACAGUAAAUGACACCUACACCAAGAGUGUAAAGCCAGUAAGUGUGGAGGGGAAUUCUGUGCUUUGUCCUGCACCUAGUCUGAAUAAAGUUGGAGAAACUCUUGAUGUUUCAGUGAGCUUUAACGGAGGAAAAUCUGUUAUCUCGAGCUCAUUAGUAGUCACAGCCACAGAAUGUUCUAAUGGGAUCGCAGCCAUCAUUGCCAUCCUGGUGUUACUGCUGCUCUUGGGCAUCGGCUUGAUGUGGUGGUUUUGGCCUCUUUGCUGCAAAGUGGUUAUCAAGGAUCCUCCUCCUCCACCACCACCCUCUGCACCAGUAGAGGAGGAAGAGGAUCCUCUGCCAAACAAGAAAUGGCCAACUGUGGAUGCUUCCUAUUAUGGCGGUCGAGGGGUUGGAGGAAUUAAAAGAAUGGAGGUUCGCUGGGGUGAUAAAGGAUCUACUGAGGAAGGUGCAAGGCUAGAGAAAGCCAAAAAUGCUGUGGUGACAAUCCCUGAAGAAACAGAGGAACCCAUCCGGCCGAGGCCACCUCGACCCAGACCCUCGUACCAGCCUCCUCAGACAAAGUGGUACACACCAAUUAAGGGUCGGCUGGACGCGCUCUGGGCUUUGCUGCGGCGGCAGUACGACCGGGUUUCCUUGAUGCGACCUCAGGAAGGAGAUGAGGGCCGGUGCAUAAACUUCUCCCGAGUUUCGUCUCAGUAAAAAGAAAGAAAGACCAAGAAGGUAUGAAGAUGGUACAUCUUCACACUGUUGAUUUCCAACCCAAUGGAAAACCUUAAGUGCAUCUUAGAAGUUUUUGGAAGAGCAGCUUUAUUCCUCUCAGUCGGGAAAUGUUUUCUCUGCCUUCUGCUUUGCUUGCACCAGACAUUUUCAAACACUUGUUCUGCCAUCUACCUGGGAGUUGAUGAAAAGCAGUAGUAACUCAUGAUUCAUGGCACUGAAAAUAAAGAGGACCAUUAACCUACAUGCCAUGACUUAUACAAAAAAGUUUGCAUGAAUGUGUAGAAAAGGAAAACAAUAAAAACAACAGCAUGAAGAUGAUAUCAAAACGGAGACCACAAAACAACUGGCCAUGAUGGAUCUUUAAUGAAGAAAGGAGUGUUGAACAUGGUAACAUGGCUCCCGUGUUUCCACAUGGCAAGAUUGUGUAUCCACAGGCAGAGUAUGAGAUUUCCCGCCAGACUCAGCAAAUAAAGGAGUCUAUUGCCUUAUAGCUCUGUCAGAUCACAAAAUAAUCCUUCCACGUUCCCUACCGCAAUGUGCCUAUGGGAAGCUUCUGCCUGGAAAAUCUUGUCAUUCUAUCACUGAAAAGUGCACACGCAUGACAAAAUGUAGACAGUAUGCCCCCAGGUAUUGGUAGCAAGCAAGAUUUUGCCCUUUAGUUUUUCAAGACACCUUUCUUUCAUUAUGCACUUGGGAAAGAAGACAAUUAAUAGAGCAUUAUUACACAGGAAGACAGCCUCUACCCAGAGGUCUUGAGUGGAGUGUGAGGGACUCAUGAUUUGAGAACUUGUCCCUGUGAUUGGUCGACUUACCCCUCUUUCUCUGUUUAGGGUUUAGUAGUGCAUAAAGCAUCAAUAUCUGUAAACAUACCAAGCAGUUUUGUUUGCUUUUAAUUUAAUGGAAGCAGUAACCACAAAGCUUCCGCUCAGGGUUUUUUCUUUCUUCAAGUCUCCAAGGGCUCCUCAGCGUCACAAGCCAGCAACUCUCUUUGCAUGAAAAUUUCAAAGUUUAAUUAAUAUAAUUAAAGGCAACAGCAAGCAGCAGCCUGUGAAGAUUUUGCUCAUCUUUUUUAUGCCUUUUGACAUUGAAUGACCUAUUACUGUAUGCGCAUUACUUGGAUUUCGAGGGGGCACUUUAUCUUGGAUGUGAUUCAGUAGAGAAGAAAAGACCUCCACUCAUCAAUUUGAAAAUUAAAUGUUCAGGAGGAUCAGCCACCACAAAACAUCGAAAAUGUAUAUAUUAGAAUUUUUUAGAAAAACCACCAUCGUGUCAUGUCGACGAUGCCAAAUUAUGUUAGCGUGAGCGGAAACACGGUGGGGGAGGAAGAAGGCAGCAGCUGAAGAGAAAAGCUCAAAUGAUCUAGUCACUUUCGAUACUGAAUUUCAGAUGCGAAAUGGAUAUUCGACGCGAAACCUGACAAAGUGCGCCAGCUUUGAUGUGAACUGGUAUAGACAAUGACCAGUGGCUGGGUCAGUGGGAUGUCUCUCUGUGAGCACAAAGGCUUAUCAAAUGACACUAAAAAUAAGUUCAACAACCAUCACGUUGGAAGGGAGAAGGCGAACAUUUCAUGUUUGGCGGGCAUGUGAGUGCACAAGAUGGAAAGAGCGAUUUGGAGCAACCCAGUUUAAUUACCCCCAUUGUGCUCUUCAUGGAAAUUUCAAAGGACGGGAGUGAUUCUGUGGGUUGGUGUCCAGAUUUGUGGAGCUGCUCCAAGAAGCCUGACUCACACACGCAACUAUAUAUGUACAUGUAUAUCUUCUAGCUUGAAUCUUUUGCUCAAGUUUAUUUAUGUCACUGGCUGGCUGGAUCCAACGUCAUGUGUCUACAUAUUCAUAAAUAAAAUUUUACCUGCGCCUCUGCUACCAUUUUCUUUAAGCCUACAUAAACUCAAGCCUUGUUUGGUUGAAUAUAUCAUUGUCCUGGUUAGUUUUGGGGACAGAAUUAUAUUGCGCCCCCAAAUGUCCCCUGUGUUCACAAGUGAUACUAUUGGCAGUAAUUAUCCAUGUGUGCAAGUGUGACUUGGAAGCCCAUUGAGUUCUUGUAGACCUUUCUUCUACAUUUGCAUCUGGGACAGGGCCUAUCCCUAUUUUCUUUAAAUUGGCACUUCGUUUCUGAUCAGUGCACAUUCCUAAAUGGCAUUUAUGAGUAUCAAGGAUGCCUAGAAGCUAAAGCUUUUGCUUUGAUAGUGACUUUGAAUUUAUCUAGUAUUGUAUGGCAUUUGUAUGACACUUGUAUGUUGCUACAUGAGCACUGUAAGUAGACCUCUGCCUUUAAAUGGCAAAGUAGCUUUCGGUGGAUUGCUGUGCAUAUGAAUUUGCAGUUCUAAUACCACUAUGAAGAAUUCUCCGUGAUGACAGAGAGGCAUUGGUCUACAUGUACUCUAAAAAAGUACCGUUCAUAAUGUUUAAAGACAGAUGAAUUUCAUUGCACUGAAAGAUAUGAGUCAGCUUUAUGUUACUACUUUCUCUGAUCAGGCUAAGUAGCAAAUGAGAGGACUUUUCUUUAAUGAGUACUGUUUUCUCACUACAUUGAAAACCUCUAGACCAGUGGUUCUCAACCUUGGCUGCACAUUAGAAUCACCUGGGAAUCUUUUUAAAAUCCUGAUUUCUGGGCCUCAUCCAGGUGAUUCUAAUGUGCAGCCAAGGUUGAAAACCACUGCUCUAGACCUUUCAACCAGGAAAAUAAAGGGGUCAUAGAAAGUCAUUUCCAUAAGUUUAAUAACAUUUUAUAUUUUAUGUAGAGAAAAAGUUCCUGUUUAAUUUUUUGGACUUAAGUUCAGUCAAGAUUUCUGUGAAUAAAUGAGUAAGCCUUUAGCCAUAAUCCAUUUGUGUUGCAUAAGGUUUCAAAAACAAUUAAGUGGGAAAUGACUCCUAACUUAUGUGUCUACUCUGCCUGGAAAGAAAGUUUUGAAGGCAUCUAUAUAUAUUUCAUAACAAUGUCUGUUCUUUAUGGAUUUGAUCCAUAAAUAUUUAUCUAUCUGAAAACUUUGAUACUUGGAAUGUUUUCCUUAAAGCAUUUGGUGCUCCAAGAAAAAACAUUUGGUGCUAAGAGUUGCAUCACUGAUGCCUUUCCCCAAGUUACUUCUAUUUUAACAUUUUAUAUUUCCUUCCCAAUGAGAUGCAGAGUAACAUGUGAGACCCUCCAUCAGCUGGAAGCAGCAUCUGUCACUAUGGAUAAUUACUACUUUGACAAAAAUAUAUAAGGUUUAAACCUCCUGUAUUUCAGAUUGUUAGAGAAGAAAUGAUUUGCUUAUAUUUCCCUUGAACUUUAUUCUAACCACUUUAAAUAAUAAAUUAUUCAAUAUUUGUUUUUCAAAUAAAUCUAUACUGGGUAUAAGAUCUGGUGUCUCUGUGAACUUAAUAACUUUAUCUAAAUAUCAAUGGCCAUUGUUUACUGCUCAGAGGCAAUGUAUUGGUUUAUUUUAAAAAUUAAAACACAAUAUUAUGGCCAACAAGGUAUCUAAAAUAUUGUUGAUUGAUCAGCUUACAUAUAUUAUUUAAUUUUAAAAAAGACAAACUAUAACUAGAUCACAUUUAUAAGUAUUGUAAAGCAAGUAUUUUUUCAUCACCAAGCCUUGGGUUAACUUCUGCUAGAUUUUGUACAGCCUCACAUUGUUAGGAAAUUUAUUAGUGUUUUAUUGCUACUGGUAAUUGUUGGUGGGUGUUAAGUGCACAGGAGAGAAAUGCAUACAUUCUUUAUUGUGAUGUGAAUGGAAAUGUAUAAUCUAGAACCAUAGAACAACUCGGUACAUCUGCUGCAUGUUUAAGGAAAGAAACUUGCAGGUGAGAUUGGAGAAUGUUGUCUAUUUGCUGGUAAUAAAGUGAGCGUAACCAUG
Molecule: messenger RNA, 5980 nt
Organism: Myotis lucifugus (little brown bat)
Lineage: Eukaryota; Metazoa; Chordata; Mammalia; Chiroptera; Vespertilionidae
Gene: ANTXR2
Product: anthrax toxin receptor 2
Exons: 17
Coding region: 655-2124 (489 amino acids)
Cellular component (GO): membrane
Molecular function (GO): signaling receptor activity
Source: RefSeq, a predicted model, not a curated record